This is a messenger RNA of Puccinia triticina, 663 nucleotides long. RefSeq lists its product as uncharacterized. Lineage: Eukaryota; Fungi; Basidiomycota; Pucciniomycetes; Pucciniales; Pucciniaceae. The transcript is spliced from 2 exons. Bases 1 to 663 code for a protein of 220 amino acids. The record is from RefSeq and is a predicted model, not a curated record.
AUGCAUGGAGAAAAGGUUGGAUGGUCCAAAUCAGGAGUUUUGGCCGAAUAUCAUCAAAGCAUGAGGCUCAUCAUCGCCAGGUAUGCUCAUAGGGGAACGGCCUCGGUAAAAACACCAUCAAGUAGUCGAUCCUUCCUGACAAGCACGACGUCUCGGGCCGCACAACAAGUUACCGGUUACACCGGCUCCACGCCCCUCUACCACCACCAACCUUCGGGCCAACUCUCGUUUCUUGAUACUCCGCCAGUCUAUUCAGGCUCGCCGACCGUGCUCGGGACUCUCUCUGCUCAGGGCAACUUUCAGACAAAUCCAUCCUUCGUGGACCUGCUCCAUUCCGUAUUUUCUGGCGUUUACCUCGACGACCCCCAUGUGCGCGACUUGGCGGUCUCCAGAAAGUCCGCCUCAGCGGAUAGUUAUCUUCACGUGCUUGGUGCUCGGACGAAGACGCAAAACAUAAGCGAUCGUGAUCCCGCAUCGAUCAUCUUUUCUUUCCUAGCGCAAUCGACAACAGGUUUGCCAGUCCCAGACACCUAUGAGCCAAAUCCUGCAUUAAGGAUCUACACUCCGUUGGAUGGUUUCCUCGUCUUCCCCCCUUCACUCCAUCAGGCCCUUCUGAGAGGAUGCAAAGUCGCCCGAAACAUUGAAGAAGAUUCUAUGAAGUAG